Trichoplax adhaerens is the source of this 720-nucleotide messenger RNA. RefSeq lists its product as uncharacterized. Lineage: Eukaryota; Metazoa; Placozoa; Uniplacotomia; Trichoplacea; Trichoplacidae. Gene Ontology annotation, molecular function: protein binding. The transcript is spliced from 10 exons. The record is from RefSeq and is a predicted model, not a curated record. Bases 1 to 720 code for a protein of 239 amino acids.
AUGACUGACAACAAUGUUGAUGAAAGUUCGCCUUGGGUUUUAUAUUCUUUAUACAAAUUAGAAUCAUUAGUUAUAACAAACACUGGCUUUUCAAACGCUUCUUACGAUGUUUUCCAUAAUCUAACUCAUCUACGAUCCUUAAACAUUGCCGGUUGCGGUCUCAAAAAGAUUAAAGCAAGUUUAUUCAAAAACUUGAAUCUAUUAACAAACUUAAAUCUUGAUAACAAUGAGUUAGAAAUUAUCAAUAACGAAACAUUCUUGGGCCUAUCUAAUUUAAAGAAAUUAGAUUUAAGCUGGAAUAAAAUUAGACAUAUUCACAACUUUCCAUUCAUGCCAUCGUUAUCGGAAAUAAACUUAUCAGAUAAUCGAAUUUAUUCUGGUUCAGAAAUAAAUUUAGCUAAUUUAACUGGGCUACAAGCCAUUAAUUUAAAGAGCAAUGGAAUCAUUUCUAUUUCCAGCUCUUUCUUCAAGAGCCUACGGCAUUUAUCAAAUUUAACCAUCAUGACGUUAAGUUUUAACAAGAUAAAGUCCAUAGCUGACAAUGCCUUUAUGUUCUUAAAUCUCAAACGCUUUUAUUUAGUUAAGAACGAAAUUUCUCAGAUUGAAGGAAAUGCUUUUGAAAAUCUUCAAAAUCUAGAGAAGCUGGUGUUAAACAGCUGUGAAAUCAAAAAUGUAACCUCCCUAUUUCAUGAUUCAUUAUCUAACUUAAAAUACUUGUAA